This is a messenger RNA of Pecten maximus, 3882 nucleotides long. RefSeq lists its product as uncharacterized. The record is from RefSeq and is a predicted model, not a curated record. NCBI's taxonomy places the organism in Eukaryota, Metazoa, Mollusca, Bivalvia, Pectinida, Pectinidae. Bases 2572 to 3615 code for a protein of 347 amino acids. The transcript has 2 exons.
AUGUAAAAUAUUUGUAUUAUUCAAUUAAUGGUGCUUAGAUGACAUAAAAGAUUGUUUUAAUUCAAUCUUUUGCUUCCAUGUUUAAACGUUAUUGUGGUUUUAUACUGUAGUUGAGAUUUUUAUCAUCAUGCGAAGCAUUAUUUGUACAGAUCCUUGUGUGACUGAGUAAGUGUGGAGAAUUCCAAUAUAAUUGGUGUGUAUAGGCAGAGUAUAUGUAUAUAGUAUAGAUAAAGUAACAAUUGAUAAUGACCAUUAUCUUGUUUAUAACUUUAAAAAGUAAAUUAGCAAACUUUUAAUGUACACUUUUAAACAAAUUCUACCAAAAAACAUAUUGUGCUGGGAGAUUUUGGUCCGAUCUACUCUAUGGUCCCUCAGUGGAGUCUGAAAGUUGUCCGAGAGUCACAUUACUAGUUUUGAAAUUUAUGAAUAUCUUAAAAUUGAUCGUUAGCUACAUUUCUACAGAAACAUUCAGAAUACAAGUGACGUUGGAAGGAACAGCGUGCCGGUGAAUUAUACAACAUUAUGUUAAACACUUAUCUCUCCAGAGACUAAACUAUAAUCCUUUGUAAACUAAUUUAAACACAUGACAAUAAUUGUGUAUUUACCACUCAAUUGUACUUGUCAGCUGUAUGUCUUUCUUACCUUAAACAAUCAUCAACAUCAAUAACAUCAUUUUAUAAAUUAAGACUUCAUUAGAUUGAUAUAGUUUUCUGUAUAAUGAAUGGUUUGUAUAUAAUUGUCCAGGGUGUAAUGUCUGGCUUUAUACUAGGGCUGCAUGCUUCCUUUUCUUACCAAAUCCAUCUUGACAUACUCAUCAUUGUGUUAAAUCAAUCAUUUCCUGUUAAAGAUUUUAAUGUUUGAUUGUAUACAUGUGUUUUGUGGUGUACCUUUUAGUGGGGUCUGGGCAUUGUUCUUAAUUUACAGUAUAGCAAUAAAACUUACUUUGAAAACUUGGAAAAUUGUCAUUUAGAACAUAGCCAGAAACACCACUCCAGAUAUGAUCUAGCCAGAAACACCACUCCAAAUAUGAUCUAGGGAAAGGCCCUCCAGAUAAAAGUAAAGGAAUCCCAUCCAGAUCCAAGCUAACAAAAGUCACCCCAGAUAAAAGUGAAGGAACCCCAUCCAGAUCUAAGCUAACAAAAGUCACCCCAGAUAAAAGUAAGGAAUCCCAUCCAGAUCCAACCUAACAAAAGUCGCCCCUGAUAAAAGUGAAGGAACCCCAUCCAGAUCAAAGUUAACAAAAGUCACCCCAGAUAAAAGUAAAGGAAUCCCAUCCAGAUCCAAGCUAACAAAUGUCACCCCAGAUAAAAUUGAAGGAAUCCCAUCCAGAUCCAAGCUAACAAAUGUCACCCCAGAUAAAAGUAAAGGAAUCCCAUCCAGAUCCAAGCUAACAAAAGUCACCUCAGAUAAAAGUGAAGGAACCCCAUCCAGAUCAAAGUUAACAAAAGUCACCCCAGAUAAAAGUAAAGGAAUCCCAUCCAGAUCAAAGUUAACAAAAGUCACCCCAGAUAAAAGUAAAGGAAUCCCAUCCAGAUCCAAGCUAACAAAAGUCACCCCAGAUAAAAGUAAAGGAAUCCCAUCCAGAUCCAAGCUAACAAAAGUCACCCCAGAUAAAAGUAAGGAAUCCCAUCCAGAUCCAAGCUAACAAAAGUCACCUCAGAUAAAAGUGAAGGAACCCCAUCCAGAUCAAAGUUAACAAAAGUCACCCCAGAUAAAAGUAAAGGAAUCCCAUCCAGAUCAAAGUUAACAAAAGUCACCCCAGAUAAAAGUAAAGGAAUCCCAUCCAGAUCCAAGCUAACAAAAGUCACCCCAGAUAAAAGUAAAGGAAUCCCAUCCAGAUCCAAGCUAACAAAAGUCACCCCAGAUAAAAGUAAGGAAUCCCAUCCAGAUCCAAGCUAACAAAAGUCGCCCCCGAUUAAAGUGAAGGAACCCGAUCCAGAUCCAAGUUAACAAAAGUCGCUCCAGAUAAAAGUCAAAUAAUCCAAUCCAAAUAUGAGGUAGGGAAAACACCUCCAGAUAAAUGUCCAGAUACAAGUGAUGAAAACUCCACAAGACUCGAGACUAGAAAAUCCCUCCAAAUCCUAAUAUUAUUGUUCUAUCAUACAGCUUGCCUUUCUUUCACUCUAGUUUCAGGCUUUGAAUUUUUUUUAUCAAAUAUAUACAUGCUUUUAUAUGGGCUUAACCCUAGAAUAAACCCUGUACAUCCAAGUUGCCAUCUGUGGUAUAUAUACAUCCACGUGUACUUGUCUGACAGAGGUACAUGGUAUAUAUACAUCCACGUGUACUUGUCUGACAGAGGUACGUGGUAUAUAUACAUCUACGUGUACUUGUCACACAGAGGUACGUGGUAUAUAUACAUCCACGUGUACUUGUCACACAGAGGUACGUGGUAUAUAUACAUCUACGUGUACUUGUCACACAGAGGUACGUGGUAUAUAUACAUCCACGUGUACUUGUCACACAGAGGUACGUGGUAUAUAUACAUCCACGUGUACUUGUCUGACAGAGGUACGUGGUAUAUAUACAUCCACGUGUACUUGUCACACAGAGGUACGUGGUAUAUAUACAUCCAUGUGUACUUGUCUGACAGAGGUACGUGGUAUGUAUACAUCCACGUGUACUUGUCACACAGAGGUACGUGGUAUAUAUACAUCCACGUGUACUUGUCUGACAGAGGUACGUGGUAUAUAUACAUCCACGUGUACUUGUCACACAGAGGUACGUGGUAUAUAUACAUCCACGUGUACUUGUCACACAGAGGUACGUGGUAUGUAUACAUACACGUGUACUUGUCUGACAGAGGUACGUGGUAUAUAUACAUCCACGUGUACUUGUCACACAGAGGUACGUGGUAUAUAUACAUCCACGUGUACUUGUCACACAGAGGUACGUGGUAUAUAUACAUCCACGUGUACUUGUCUGACAGAGGUACGUGGUAUGUAUACAUCUACGUGUACUUGUCACACAGAGGUACGUGGUAUAUAUACAUCUACGUGUACUUGUCUGACAGAGGUACGUGGUAUAUAUAUAUCCACGUGUACUUGUCUGACAGAGGUACGUGGUAUAUAUACAUCCACGUGUACUUGUCACACAGAGGUACGUGGUAUAUAUAUAUCCACGUGUACUUGUCUGACAGAGGUACGUGGUAUAUAUACACCUACGUGUACUUGUCUGACAGAGGUACGUGGUAUAUAUACAUCCACGUGUACUUGUCUGACAGAGGUACAUGGUAUAUAUACAUCCACGUGUACUUGUCUGACAGAGGUACGUGGUAUAUAUACAUCUACGUGUACUUGUCUGACAGAGGUACAUGGUAUAUAUACAUCCACGUGUACUUGUCUGACAGAGGUACGUGGUAUAUAUACAUCCACGUGUACUUGUCUGACAGAGGUACGUGGUAUAUAUACAUCCACGUGUACUUGUCUGACAGAGGUACGUGGUAUAUAUACAUCCACGUGUACUUGUCACACAGAGGUACGUGGUAUAUAUACAUCCACAUGUACAUGUCUGACAGAGGUACGUGGUAUAUAUACAUCCACGUGUACUUGUCUGACAGAGGUACGUGGUAUAUAUACAUCCAUGUGUACUUGUCUGACAGAGGUACGUUUCCUAUAGUAUCUAUGUAAGCUUGUCAUAAACAGGUACAUGUUCAUGGGUUUACAAUCUUAUAAACUGCUGAUGCAUUCACGACUGCUUGUACUGAUCUAUGUGUUUUGUGUAAUAUGAUUAGCUGUGGUAUAUGAGAACGUGAGAAAUGGUUGAUAAAUAAAUGUAUUUUGGAGCAAAAACCGAUCUUAUUGUACUUAAUUGUUUUUUAUGUCUACAUUAUCAAGUAACACACAAAGUGUUUGAUUUCACAAAUAAAUUAAGAUUUUCAUUGAU